GCGCUUCCACCCCGUCGCGCCGUGGCCCCAGGAGGGGGGCGAACGACGCGGCGGCGGCGGCAUCGACGCCGAGCUCCGGCUUCCGCUCGGCAAACUCGAGCUGCUGCCCGAACGGGAUGCGGACAUCGCCGACGAUGAACGACGACGACGACGACUACAAAGCGGCCGUGGCCUCCGAGGAACGUCGCGUCACGUUCAAGCCCCAGGCGAGGUCGUCGCCGCUGCCCGAGCUGCGACCGGGUUCGCCGGGGAACCUGGAGCCGCGUGAGCGCGAGGCCCCCGGGGUGCCGGGGGGCCCCGGCGAGGCCUCGCGCGCCGUGGCCCCCCGCGACGAUGAGCGCGCCGCCGUGCGCGACUCGGUGCGCGAGUUCGGCUUCAACAUGGUGGCCAGCGACGCCAUCUCGCUCGACCGCAGCAUCGCAGACCUGCGGCACGACGAGUGCAAGUACUGGCACUACGACGAGGCGCUGCCGCCGGCGAGCGUGGUGAUCGUGUUCCACAACGAGGGCUGGUCCACGCUGCUGCGCACCGUGCACAGCGUGGUGAAGCGCACGCCGGCGCGCUACCUCGCACAGGUGCUGCUCGUCGACGACUUCAGCAGCAAGGAGCACCUGAAGGGGCGCCUGGACGACUACGUGGCGGCGCGCUGGAGCGGCCUCGUCUCCGUGGUGCGCAACGAGCGCCGCGAGGGACUCAUCCAGUCCCGCAGCAUCGGAGCGCGCAAGGCCACGCGCGGCCAGGUGUUGGUUUACCUGGACGCUCACUGCGAGGUCGGCAUCAACUGGUACCCGCCUCUCGCCGCCCCCAUCGCUCACGACAGGACGACCAGCACAGUCCCCCUCAUCGACUACAUCAAUGGGAUGGACUACACAAUGGAGCCGCAGCAGGGGGGUGAUGACGACGGCUUCGCACGUGGCGCCUGGGACUGGAGCCUCCUUUGGAAGCGGAUUCCGCUGAGCGAGCGCGAGAGGGCACGGCGAAAGCACAAGACAGAGCCAUACCGGUCUCCGGCGAUGGCCGGGGGUCUCUUCGCCAUCGAUCGGGACUUCUUCUUUGAGCUGGGACUCUACGACCCUGGGCUGCAGAUCUGGGGCGGCGAAAACUUCGAGAUUUCCUACAAGAUCUGGCAGUGCGGAGGAACGCUCCUCUUCGUGCCCUGUUCGCGCGUGGGCCACAUCUACCGCCUCGAGGGCUGGGCUGGAAACCCUCCGCCCCCCAGCGUGGGCCCAGCCCCCGCGCUACAGAACUACGUGCGGGUGGUGGAAGUGUGGUGGGACGACUACCGGGACUACUUCUACGCGAGUCGCCCGGAGACUCAGGCACUGCCCUACGGAGACGUGUCGGCGCUGCACCGAUUCCGGCGCGAGCACAACUGCAAGAGCUUCAGCUGGUUCAUGGAGAACAUCGCCUACGACGUGCUGCAGUUCUACCCACUGCCGCCCAAGAACGUCGACUGGGGAGAGAUCCGUGGCAAGAAGAGCAACUUCUGCAUCGACAGCAUGGGCCACAACAACGGCGGGCUCGUGGAGCUGGGGCCCUGCCACGGCCUCGGUGGCAACCAGCUGUUUCGCCUCAACGACAUGAACCAGCUGAUGCAGCACGACCAGUGCCUGACGCAGGGCGGCAAGGAGGGCACCGGCGUCACCAUCAUGCACUGCGACCGCACCGAGUUCAACGACUGGAGCUUCCGCAUGGGAGAGGGAAGAUUUGUCCACAGCCCCUCCGGGAGGUGCCUCGACCGCUCCGAGACGCUGCAGCAGGUGUUCCUGGCACUCUGCAACCCGACCAGCCUGAACCAGCGCUGGGAAAUCAACCACAUCAAGUUCUGAGAAGCACUCGUGAGAGACGAACACAAACAAGCCUGCACACAAAAAAAGAUAGACAAGCGAGCCUCAUGGCCGACCGAGGAGUCCUGGGAAAGUUGUGACGAGGCAAGCGUGCGGAUCGCCCGGCUUGCACGACGGUGUAGGUCCGAACCGUCAGGCACUCCGUCACCUCUCCCAGGUGCUGCGAUGUCAACGGAGUUCAGAAAUUUGAAUUCCUGAAAGUGAGCAAACGAGCCUCUUUUUUUUAUAUAUAUAAAAGAAAAAUACUUUGCCCGAUGGAAAAUGUAACGGAGGUGUUGCCACACGGACGCACGAACUCUUACUUAUGAAGUCGACAAUCUCCACGCCUGCGUCAAGACGAAAGGACGUGUUGUGACCGUGCGAGAUGGAAUUGACCGUAAAAUACAAUCACCAUUGCACAUGUACACGUACAGCCCUUCAUAGGUCCACUGCUGCAUGAUGGCCCCCCCAUGCCAUGUGGGUUAUUUGACGAUACAUGGUACCUACCGACUGCAAGGAUGCAUUUUAUCGAGGAUUGUACAUGGUGUCCGAUCAAGCUCGCCGAUUUUGUGCAGUUAACAACUUAAAUGCCACACACACCAUACCUGAGGAAAACAAUGCAUGGUGCAGUAUUCACUUGAGCAGAAAGAUACAAAAUCUGGUUUAAUUUCAGCUUCAUAUUCUUGGAUCACCAGGCGAAGUCACUUUGAAUUAACACAAAUAUGCAAACUGUUGCGUCAUCAUUGUACACAUUUGGAGAAGACACUAAUAUAUAAAAUAUAAUACCAAAAAAUAGGGUUUUUUUAUAUUCAGUUGCAAAUUCGACCGGUGUGAAGAUAGUUUUAGAAUUAUAAUUUUAGUAAGAUGGACCUUCCAAUUCAUGAAAACUGCAAACAUGUAUAAAAUCAUAUCACAAAUUGCAAAAUACAAUAUAUUAUUAUCACCUCACAAGAUCAGAUUUUCAGUAAGGUAUUUGUUUUGUGCAUUUGUUUUGGAAGUGCCUGCAAAAUGUUUCCAGCCUCGCAAAGACAAACGGGAUGCGUACAAAGUUCAAACUGGUCACGGUGGCCACACACAGGGUUGCUUAAAUCAACUGCAAAUCAAGUGCGGGGAGCACAAUCUUAGCUGGAACUAAAAAAAUCUGCAGUCCAAGUAACUAUGCUCACCAAACAUGCGUGCAAGCAGUACUUUGAACCAAUACUUUUCUUUUUCAAAACGUCAAAAGUUGUCGUUCCCGAUAACGCAAAGUUUUUGAUAAGCACACGAGCUUGAAUUAUUUAUCACUCUCCAGAAAGGUUAAAUGCUAACAUGCAACGACGAAUAUUUCUGUCACAUCGUAACGUAGGGCCCAAUGCCGAGCACCUUUUCUCAUUAGACAAUGCAACGUCAACAGCUUCCCACAACUUAUUGUGAAGACACUGAUAACGGUUCAGAAUGAAUCGUGAGAACGUGCCAAUUUCAUGGUACUGUUGUAUAUGCAAGAACGUGUUGCAAUUGUACUUGGGUUUUGUUAAAGAUUUCAACAUUUCGUAGGACUUAAAAAAUGGUAGUGCCAGAUGGAAUUGUUGGGUUAUUAAAUUUCCUUAGUCUCCCAUCAGUAAAACCCAUAGCAAUGAGAAGUUUAUUUGGUAACAUUCGGUUUUCAUUCUCCCAACUACAUAAAUAGAAGUGCAAUGCUGAGAUGCUAGUGCCUUCUAAAAAAGGCACAUUAAGGUCAUGUUCCCCUCGAAGUUACAGCUCUCCAGGUUAAUGUUGGCAUACCAAAGCUUUACACAGCAUACCUAAACCCUGUCAAUCCUUUUCUGCGUUAUGAGAAAUAACCAUGAUUUGCAUAAAAGCACACUGAACAUUGAGAGUUUGAAACGUCUGUAUGUUGCAUCAUUUGUAAAGUAUUUUAUCAUUAAAAGUAAAUUUCCUUGA
Messenger RNA from Lethenteron reissneri (Far Eastern brook lamprey), 3746 nucleotides. Its product is annotated as N-acetylgalactosaminyltransferase 7-like. Gene Ontology annotation, biological process: protein O-linked glycosylation. Gene Ontology annotation, molecular function: polypeptide N-acetylgalactosaminyltransferase activity. The record is from RefSeq and is a predicted model, not a curated record. Gene Ontology annotation, cellular component: Golgi apparatus. NCBI's taxonomy places the organism in Eukaryota, Metazoa, Chordata, Hyperoartia, Petromyzontiformes, Petromyzontidae.